AUGUCACAACCACAGGAGACUCCCCAACAACCCGUGAACCCCGAAAUCGAACGCUACAGAAAAGCCGUCCACAACGCCGCCCUCGCCGCGGUAAUAGCUUGCCCAAUCCUCGCAAUCCUCCCACCCCGAAAGCUCGACAUCUACACUCUCGGUCUUGUCGGUGUCACAGGCUACUCUGCAAACUACCUGAUCCGUGAAUCAUCUGGAAGGUCAGUGUGGCAGCAUGUCAGUCGGCAGCCAAUGCGACCACUUCCAGGUAGAGACGAUCUGGAGAGACAAGAGCAAAGUGUGAUCGCGGAGCUGCAGAAAGAGGGCAGGGGUGAAUUGGCGAAGCAGAGGGAUGUGUGGAAGGUGCAACGGCAGAGGGAGAUAAAAGAGGAUGUCGAGGAGGGGAAGGGGUUUGCGGAUAUGAUUAUGGAUCAGAUUUGGGAGGUGUGGAAUCAGGGAAAGGUUAAGGAGGAUGAGGAUGAUUGA
Messenger RNA from Fulvia fulva, 474 nucleotides. RefSeq lists its product as uncharacterized. The transcript has a single exon. The record is from RefSeq and is a predicted model, not a curated record. Lineage: Eukaryota; Fungi; Ascomycota; Dothideomycetes; Mycosphaerellales; Mycosphaerellaceae. The coding region runs from base 1 to 474 and encodes 157 amino acids.